GGGAAGAUUCUGAAUUCCUUUGUGUGUUUUCUUUUUCCCUUUCUCUUGGAAAACCCGUGGUGGUCCUGGGACUGAACCGUCCUGGAGGGAAGGUGCCUUUUCCUUGGGGCAGCCAGGAGCCUCCAGGAAGUCGAUGGAUCCUGGAACCCGCCCAGUUGGGAGCUGCUGUAGCAGCCCUGCAGGGCUCUCUCGGGAAUACAAACUAGUGAUGCUGGGUGCUGGCGGCGUAGGGAAGAGUGCCAUGACCAUGCAGUUCAUCAGCCACCGAUUCCCAGAAGAUCAUGACCCCACCAUCGAAGAUGCUUACAAAAUCCGGAUCCGUAUUGAUGAUGAGCCUGCCAAUCUGGACAUUUUGGAUACUGCUGGACAGGCAGAGUUUACAGCCAUGCGAGAUCAGUAUAUGAGGGCAGGAGAAGGGUUUAUCAUCUGUUACUCUAUCACCGACCGUCGAAGUUUUCAUGAAGUUCGGGAGUUUAAACAGCUUAUUUAUCGAGUUCGACGUACUGAUGAUACACCUGUGGUUCUUGUAGGAAACAAGUCUGAUCUAAAGCAACUAAGGCAGGUCACCAAGGAGGAAGGAUUGGCUUUGGCCCGAGAAUUCAGCUGUCCCUUUUUUGAGACAUCUGCUGCAUACCGCUACUACAUUGAUGAUGUAUUCCAUGCCCUUGUCCGGGAAAUCCGUAAGAAAGAAAAGGAGGCAGUACUGGCCAUGGAGAAAAAGUCUAAACCCAAAAACAGUGUAUGGAAGAGGCUAAAGUCACCAUUCCGGAAGAAGAAAGAUUCAGUAACUUGAAGUGGAGGAGGGUUUGUGUGUGAACUGCAGUGCUUGAUCAGAGCAGUCCAGUAACCUGCAUUAGUGAGCACGGUGCUUGCUCUUUCUCCCGUUAUGACCGUUAUUUUAAAAGUAACUGAUGAAGGGGACACGCCUACUAGGAGUUUUCAAUGAUGUGGUAUUUAAUAUAUUAUCUUUUAGCUAAUUCUGAUUUAUUAACCCAGUGGAGCACUUUCUUCUUUUAAAUUGUCACAUUUGAAUUUGAUCUGCCAUAGUUUUGGGUUCUGUUGCUGAUUGAUUAGUUCAUGUAAAUUGUUUCUUUCCGGGGGAAUAUGUAUACUAUGUAUGUUUGACUAAGCUCAUAAGAGGAAUUUUUUGCCAUGCACUACUCCACGUUAUCUUCAGCUCCCUGGGACUGUCCCAGAGAGGGACCUCGGUCUUCUCUGUUCACACUGUGCUUCAUAGAGACAGAGCAAAAAUCAUAUAGGGAAACCAGUGCUAAAGAGAUUAAUGCUGAAGUUCAGCAAAUAGUUGUGGAACUGACUCCUGUUGCAGAUUAUGGAGUGGUGAGAUUUGGGGAAAUCUGGCCAUAUGUUGACAGGAACUAGGCCAGAAAAACGGUAGGGUCAGAACAGUGUUCCCAGCAUGCACCUGGCUUUUCUAAGAAGUGUACUGGGAUGGGUGAGAACAAAUGGAAGCAUAUAAAAGGUAAUGAAGGGUUUCCCUUGAGGUUCUUUUACUCUUUCUUUCAGGGUUUGGACUUUCUUUACCUUCAGAGGUAAUACUUUGGGAACCAAUACUAGAUUACUAAACUCUAAUCUAAAUCCUUAGUUGGGAUAGCUGUUGCCUUGUUGAGGUUUAUUUUUUCCCCCAGAGAUGCACUCAUCAAUACAUUUACAUUAAUUGUUUCCUAGUGUUUUCCCUUAGCUUCCCUGUGCUCUUUAGAAGAUCCAGACUUGGCAAAAUGUUUUUUGGCCCUUUGUCAGACUGACUGCAUUUUCCAUACAGAAGAGACAUGAGUUUGAGUAAAAUUGUGUAUGUGCCUCCUUGACAUUGACAAUCAUUAGACUCAGUGCUCUAAGAAAGCCUGUGGUAUUUCUGUUGAAUGAGCCAGUCUUGAAGCUUUAAAAUUCCCAUACGUUGAGUUUCUUAUUGAAGAUUUCUUUGCAAGGACUUUGCUAAGUUCAACUCAGGAUGUCUGAGCCUUGACAAAGCUUAAGAGAAUACCACUUUGAUAAUCUAUUGUCCUGGGAAGAAGCAGCUUUAAAUAUUGGUGGAAUUCUCGCUCAGAAUCAGGAUUAUUUUGAUAAUCUGAACUGGUUAUGUGUUGAGAUUAAGUGCAAAAGUGCUAAGAGUAAUGUAGCAAAUAUUGAACAUUACAUACCACAAACAGUGUUCCUGUCCCCUUCAUAUGCAGAACAGGACUUUGUGUAGUGCCUCUUAAACACACAGCUCCACUUCUGUGUCCUUUUCAAUUAUAGACAGGACAGGGUUGUUGUGUUUUUCCUUCUAAUCAAUGCUGUAUGUCCUCAGUUUAAAGAAAAAUGAUGGUUGUAACUUUUUUAGCUGAGUAGUGGUUCCUUUUGAAACUCCUGGAAAUGUUCUUGCUACCAAAUAAGUCAUGUUUUAUGAUACUCAAGCCAUUCAAAGGUAGAAGACCCAGAAUUUGAAUUUUGCAGGACAAUCUUACAGGAACCAUAGAAUGGUUCAUGGAGAAGCAUGAAGGUAGAAAAUAUAGACAGUGCAAUUCUGUUUUAACAGUAUUUCACCACAUUUAAACUAGCCUAGAGCCUUUUAAGUUUAAUGCCUUAGCUCUCAUUACUAAUGACCUAGGGAACUGUCAGUAGCAUCAACUAAGAAGUUGGCAGGUAUAUAAUUAUUUGGGAUAGACAAGGUAGCAGAGAACAUUGCAAUAAAGAAAGAUCUGUACCACAGGAGGGAAUUUGAGUUGUAUAAAAGAAAAGUAACAAAUUAGUGUUUUUAAUACUAUCAUUGUCAGGGCUUUCCUUCUUGGGAGCAUGCCCACACAUUUCUUUCCUCUCAGGCGUGCAUCUCUUAAACUCUAAGAGUCCCCAUGGGACUUGCAGUCAGGGGAGCAAUGGGCAGCUGGAGCUUAUCCCAGGCUAAUCCAAACCUGUCUCCAAGGCCCCUUUUUCCCUGACUUCAGUAAGCCAACAGCUCCUCCUUGGCUCAGUUCUGUCACUGUGACUUUUACUUCCCAGUGAGCCAACAGCAGCCCCCCCUUGGCUUACUUCUUUUCUAUAAAGUCUUGAGAGAGCCAAAGCAGCCUCGCCUAGGCUCUACCCUGUUGCUUCUAUCCUAAGCCCUUCCUUGUUUCACUGUCCCCAGCUUUAAUAAACAUAUUCUCAAAAUAAAAAUCAAAAAAGACUAUCACUGUCAUAUAUUUCAUUGUUAGAUUCAUUAGCCCAUCAAUUAGUAUUAAGAAUUCUCUUCAUGGUGCUAAGUAGUUUGAGGGACAUAAUACAUGUAAGUCAUUAUCUCUCUUCUAAGUGAUCAUAGAGUAUAUGUAAUUUAUAAGAUCUAAGUAGUCAGCUUUAUCCAAUUUGAGGGCAUUAAAAUCAAUUACUGCCUGGAACUUUGAGGAGAGAAAAAUUCAGGGACAAGUUGAAAAGCACUGGAACUAUUCAUGUCCAUACCAGAUUGGUAGGUUACAAAAUUUAGAAGCUAGUGUCUAGAAUUAACUGUUUAGAAUUCAGAAAGAGAUAUAUGUUUUAACUUCAUCAUAUAUUAGCAAAAAUUGGUCUGCUGUGAUGUUUGGGGAAAAGGGGGAGUCAUUUUCCACUUAUGCCCUUGUAUACGAAGACAGUUUGUAUGACAAGACAAAAAUUGUAAACAACGUAUUGGGCUGUUCCUUUACGUACCUAUGUAUGGGUAGAAAUGUUUGGAAUCUUUGCAGUGGGUCAUUUUAAGAAAAAACUUAAUGCUAUGAGAUUUUAUAUUCUAGAAAAUAUUGAUUAAAAGAAAUUUUAGUGCUCACCAUGUACAGAACACCUGUGCCAUGGAAUGCUCCUUCAUUCAGAUUACCUCUUGGGUGGGGAGAAAGGAAAAACACAUUGAAAGGGAUAGCACCUUUGCCACCUGACCAAGGGUUAAAGUUGUUUCAAGUAUGUAUACUAAAUGUGAGAGAACAAGAAAUAAAUUUUCAUGUGAAGGCCA
This is a messenger RNA of Miniopterus natalensis, 3949 nucleotides long. RefSeq names its product Ras like without CAAX 1 (gene RIT1). Gene Ontology annotation, biological process: signal transduction. Lineage: Eukaryota; Metazoa; Chordata; Mammalia; Chiroptera; Miniopteridae. Gene Ontology annotation, cellular component: membrane. The record is from RefSeq and is a predicted model, not a curated record. Gene Ontology annotation, molecular function: GTP binding; GTPase activity.